UGGGGGUGCCGGCAGCUGGCUCGUUUGGCAGGGCCGCAGUGAGCGGGGGCAGGCUGCGGGGACGCCCGCUCCCCCAGCCUCAGUUUCCCCAGGCGGUGCCUGCGCAUCCUUGCCCGCCCCUCCCCCACCGUCGCCGGGCACCGGGUCCCCCUAGGACUCAGUCUGCGCCUCCCCGCCUCCAGCGCGGCUUUGUCCCCUCCAACCACGGCCUGUGGCGCCAGCGGCACCAUGAUCUCGACCAAGGAGAAGAGUAAAAGCUCCAAGGACAGCAUGACGCUUCUGCCCUGCUUCUACUUCGUGGAGCUGCCCAUUGUGGCAUCCUCCAUCGUGUCACUGUACUUCCUGGAGCUGACCGACCUCUUCAAACCGGCCAAGGUGGGUUUCCAGUGCUACGACCGCACGCUCUCCAUGCCUUACGUGGAGACCAACGAGGAGCUCAUCCCGCUGCUCAUGCUGCUCAGCCUGGCCUUCGCGGCGCCUGCGGCCUCGAUCAUGGUGGGCGAGGGCAUGCUGUACUGUCUGCAGUCGCGGCUGUGGGGCCGCGCGGGGGGCGCAGGCGGGGCCGAGGGCAGCAUCAACGCCGGCGGCUGCAACUUCAACUCCUUCCUCCGGCGCACCGUGCGCUUUGUGGGCGGCGUCCACGUGUUCGGCCUGUGCGCCACUGCCCUGGUGACCGACGUCAUCCAGCUGGCCACGGGUUACCACGCACCCUUCUUCCUGACGGUCUGCAAGCCCAACUACACGCUGCUGGGCACCUCGUGCGAAGCCAACCCCUACAUCACGCAGGACAUCUGCUCUGGCCACGACACUCACGCCAUCCUGUCGGCACGGAAGACCUUCCCGUCGCAGCAUGCCACGCUGUCCGCCUUCGCCGCCGUCUACGUGUCGAUGUACUUCAACUCGGUCAUCUCGGACACCACGAAGCUGCUCAAGCCCAGCCUGGUGUUCGCCUUCGCCAUCGCUGCGGGCGUCUGCGGCCUCACCCAGAUCACGCAGUACCGCAGCCACCCGGUCGACGUCUAUGCCGGCUUCGUCAUCGGCGCUGGCAUCGCCGCCUACCUGGCCUGCCAUGCGGUGGGCAACUUCCAGGCCCCGCCCCCAGAGAAGCCGGCGGCAGCGGCGCCCGCCAAGGACGCACUGCGGGCGCUGACCCAGCGGGGCCACGACUCCGUGUACCAGCAGAACAAGUCCGUGAGCACGGACGAGCUGGGCCCGCCCGGCCGGCUGGAGGGCGCGCCCCGACCUGUGGGCCGCGAGAAGAUCUCGCUCGGCAGCCUGAAGCGGGCCAGCGUGGACGCGGACCUGCUGGCCCCGCGCAGCCCCAUGGGCAAGGAGAACAUGGUGACCUUCAGCCACACGCUGCCCCGUGUCAGCACGCCGUCCCUGGACGACCCCGCCCGCCGCCACAUGACCAUCCACGUGCCGCUGGACGCCUCGCGCUCCAAGCAGCUCAUCAGCGAGUGGAAGCAGAAGUCGCUAGAGGGCCGCGGCCUGGGGCUGCCCGACGAGGCCAGCCCAGGGCACCUGCGGGCACCGGCGGAGCCCAUGGCGGAGGAGGACGAGGACGAGGAGGAGGAGGAGGAGGAGGAAGAGGGCGAAGGGGAGGAGCAGGGGGAGGGCGGGGAAGGCCCGGCCCCGCCGUCCCUCUACCCCACAGUCCAGGCCCGGCCGGGACUGGGGCCGCGGGUCAUUCUGCCGCCAAGGGCUGGGCCGCCACCGCUGGUGCACAUCCCGGAGGAGGGGGUGCAGGCGGCAGCUGGCCUGUCCCCCAAGAGCAGCGCGGCCGUGCGCGCCAAGUGGCUCAUGAUGGCAGAGAAGAGCGGAGCGGCCCUGGCCCCGGCCGCCACCCAGCCCCGCCUGGCCAACCCACCGCGGCUGCUGCAGGUGAUCGCCAUGUCCAAGGCGCCCGGUGGCCCUGGCCCCAAGGCGGCCGAGACGGCCUCGUCCUCCAGCGCCAGCUCCGACUCCUCGCAGUACCGGUCGCCGUCAGACCGCGACUCAGCCAGCAUCAUCACCAUCGACGCGCACGCGCCCCACCACCCCGUGGUCCACCUGUCUGCAGGCAACGGGCCCUGGGAGUGGAAGGCGGCCAAGGGCGCGGAGAGCGAGGGUGGCUAUGAGCUGGGGGACCUGGCCCGCGGCUUCCGGGGUGGGCCCAAGCCACCAGGCGUGUCCCCUGGCUCGUCCAUCAGCGAUGUGGACCAGGAGGAGCCGCGGUUUGGGGCCGUGGCCACCGUCAACCUGGCCACGGGUGAGGGGCUGCCCCCGCUGGGCGCAGCCGAUGGGGCGCUGGGCCCCUCCAGCCGUGAGUCCACACUGCGGCGCAAGGCCAGCAGCCUGGCGCUGGGCGACCGGGAGGCCACAGGCGAGUCAGAAGCUGAGAGCUACUUCCGCAAGAUGCAGGCAGCCCGCAGGUUUAAGGACUGAGCUGGGGCUGGGCAGGGGCGUGGGGGGCCGGGGAGUCGGGAGCCAGGGCCAGGCAGGGCAUUUCGUGGUAUGGCAAUAAAAGGUUGAUACUGGAGCCCUGGCUGCAAUCAUUCCGGCCUGAGGACCCCACAGCCACACAGUGGGAGGCUGGCACCCAGGAGCAAGGGGAGGGCAGUCCGCUGCACCUAGUUACCCAGUAAGGUUCCAACUGGGGUAGAACGUUGUCAUCUAGCCCCAGGUCAGGGAAAGCCACCUUCCUGGGAUGGGUGGAACCCCGCCAGGGGGCCGACUAGAUUCGUGUGCCCCAA
This is a messenger RNA of Pteropus alecto (black flying fox), 2735 nucleotides long. RefSeq names its product phospholipid phosphatase related 3 (gene PLPPR3). The record is from RefSeq and is a predicted model, not a curated record. Gene Ontology annotation, molecular function: phosphatidate phosphatase activity. The coding region runs from base 229 to 2427 and encodes 732 amino acids. Lineage: Eukaryota; Metazoa; Chordata; Mammalia; Chiroptera; Pteropodidae. The transcript has 8 exons. Gene Ontology annotation, biological process: phospholipid dephosphorylation; phospholipid metabolic process; signal transduction.